Messenger RNA from Artibeus jamaicensis (Jamaican fruit-eating bat), 2522 nucleotides. It is a transcript of the gene TSSK4, whose product is annotated as testis specific serine kinase 4. Gene Ontology annotation, molecular function: protein serine/threonine kinase activity; ATP binding; tau-protein kinase activity. The transcript is spliced from 6 exons. Lineage: Eukaryota; Metazoa; Chordata; Mammalia; Chiroptera; Phyllostomidae. The record is from RefSeq and is a predicted model, not a curated record. The coding region runs from base 1313 to 2329 and encodes 338 amino acids. Gene Ontology annotation, biological process: microtubule cytoskeleton organization; protein phosphorylation; intracellular signal transduction. Gene Ontology annotation, cellular component: cytoplasm.
CCAAUGGGACGCGCCACGGACUGCUGAGGGCGAGACCUGAGCAGUUCGUGAUCCCCAACCCGGGCCGGGGUGAAGCUUUGAGCAUCACUGUGCUAGGACGAGGGCACAGCCCGUACAGGGGUCUGUAUCCCAUCUUAACUCCUACGUGUCAUGAAAUGGUCUACCGCCAAAAAACAAAUACGUAAAUAAAAUAUCUCCUUGAGGCUGUAUUGGAGGCCUCUCUGGCUGUAUAACGGCCGUUCUAUGGCCGACGAUAGGCGAGCCUGAGCGAGGUCUGAUGUACAAGCACACAGGAGAUAGGGUGUCUGCCCUUUCACCCUGUAAAUUGGGCAGCCUGACUGUUAAUUGCAGAUUAUUCUGGAAAAGUUUACCUUUGCUUGUCUCAGCUCUAUUUUAAGGGAAGCUGCCUUUAGGGGAGUUCCUCUGGAGAGCAGACCCAAGGGCAGUGACUUUCCUUUGGCCACCUGGGAGCAAAAUAAAGUAUGGAAGUGAUACUUUGUGACAUUGGAGCCUGGCUGUAAUUGAUCAUGCAACUUGUGACUUUUUCUCUUGAAAUUCAUUGCCACUCUGUGAGGGAAUUGAGGCCAGUCUGCUGGAUAGUGAGACCAAUAUGCAGCAGAAAUAAACCAUCCCAGCUGAGAUGAGACCACCAGAUGAACCACUCAACUGAGUGUAGCUCAAUUUGCCAAAAAGUUUUUGUAAGCCAAAAAAGAAAAAAAAGUAUGAAUUUUAAAGUUAGACCCCUCAGAGCAUGCUUCUGAAUACCUUGUAAAUUCUCUUUAAUAUUCUCACACUCAUGUGUUUCUCAUGCUGGAUUAUAAAAUCUAGGAGCACAGGGUCUACUAGCUUUAUUACUUAUUUUAUCCCAGUAUUCAUCACACUGUGUGACCCAUAGUAAGUACUCAAUAAACAUGAAUGGUUGUAGGGACCAGAUCUAUGGACAGAGUCUCACCAGCUUGCAAAAGGUGCCUCCAGGAAUGACUGUGUUCCAAACUCACUUCAUUCUCAAGCCUUGUGGCCAAUGGUCGGAUAGAAGGUGAAUUGUGAUGUGUGUGGAACAUGGGACCUUGGGGAAUUCCGUAACCAAGAGGAGAAAGACAUAACAGCUGCUGGAGACAGAGAAUUGCUUCUCCCUUUUCUCCCCUCCAAGUUCCUAGUGAAGAGCUGAACCUACCAUUCCAGACCUGUGUGACUACACAGGCAAACAUUUGGAGACUGACUUCACUUUGGUACCCUGGCUUUCAGUGGCUCAAGGUGUUAGCUUUCUGAGCAGACAGGAGGCUUUUAAGUAGCAAAGCUCCCUGCUCUCAGCAUGCCCAGCACCAUGGGGAAGGGAGACACCCAGGAGGUAGCUCCACCCACCUCAACCCACCGCUCUGUCAUGGAGGAGUAUGGUUAUGAGGUCGGCAAGGCCAUUGGCAAUGGCUCCUAUGGGACAGUAUAUGAAGCUUACUACACAAAGCAGAAGGUCAUGGUGGCUGUCAAGAUUAUCUCAAAGAAGAAGGCCUCUGAAGACUAUCUGAACAAGUUCCUGCCCCGUGAGAUACAGGUAAUGAAAGUACUGCGGCACAAGCACCUCAUCAACUUCUAUCAGGCCAUCGAGACCACAUCCCGAGUGUACAUAAUUCUGGAGCUGGCUCAGGGUGGCGAUGUCCUUGAAUGGAUCCAGCGCUAUGGGGCCUGCUCUGAGCCUCUUGCUGGCAAGUGGUUCUCCCAGAUGGCCCUGGGCAUCGCUUACCUGCACAGCAAGGGCAUCGUGCACCGCCUUUCUGCUGCUGGUAGGGACUUAAAGUUGGAGAACCUAUUGCUGGACAAGCGGGAGAAUGUGAAGAUAUCGGACUUUGGCUUCGCCAAGAUGGUGCCUUCUAACCAGGCUGUGCGUAAUAGCCCUUCUCACGGACAAAUGAACUGCUUUAACCACCUCAGCCAGACCUACUGUGGCAGCUUUGCUUAUGCGUGCCCAGAGAUCUUGUUAGGCUUGCCUUACAACCCUUUUCUGUCUGACACCUGGAGCAUGGGCGUCAUCCUCUACACUCUGGUGGUUGCCCGUCUGCCCUUUGAUGACACCAAUCUCAAGAAGCUGCUGAAAGAGACUCAGAAGGAGGUCACUUUUCCAGCUAACUUGUCCAUCUCCCAGGAGUGCAAGAACCUGAUCCUCCAGAUACUACGCCAAGCCACCAAGCGAGCCACCAUCCUGGACAUCAUCAAGGAUCCCUGGGUGCUCAAGUUCCAGCCUGAGCAACCCACCCAUGAGAUCAGGCUGCUUGAGACCAUGUGCCAGUCGCCUAGCGUGGCAAACCGUCACAAAUCCAUGGAAAUCAGUGUCUGAAAGUGGCUGAGGGGCAGGGGGUUGAGAGAAGGGCAAAGCAGGAGGCGUCUGGCUAAAAAUCUUUUAUACCAAAAAUAAAUCUAAGUCUGAUUUAGUUUCAUGAGCUGGGGUCAAAGACAUUCUUUCCUGAGGGGAACCUUAGCAGGUAGAUUUCUGCCCAGAGCCUAUAACCAGUCAUCUCAACAGCUGUUGA